AUGGCUUCAGUUGAUUCUCAUCAAUCCGGUUACCAGGAUAUACAAAACAUGGCAGAUUUACAACAUCUAUUUGAUAAGGAAGCUGUUGAAACAAAACAAAUCAAUUGUUCAGAUGUUGAAAUAGAGGAUCAUAAUGAUGUAAACAUCGAUCUUGGGCUUGGGAAAGAUGAAGAUAAUAAUGUAGUGGGAACGGUUUUCGCUAGCCCUGAUGAUGCAUAUGAGUUCUACAACCAUUACGCCUUUUUACAUGGAUUUGGAAUACGCAUUUAUACAGCUUUUAAAAAUAAGACAACAAAUGAUCCUUAUCGAAAGAAAUAUGUAUGCAAUAAACAAGGUUUUAAAGAUUUAAAGUCUAAUAGUUCUAGUGGGGAUGUUAAGAAACAUCGCAGGGAUUUAAGGACCGGAUGUGAGGCAUUUCUUCGAAUUUCUAAAAGUAAAGAUGGGACAUGGUUUGUGGAUAUGUUUAAUGAUGUACACAAUCAUGAGCUAACUGUUACUCCGACCAAAGUAAUGAAACACUGUUCUCAUGCGAAGUUUCACCGCUUAAUGGCCUGCAAAUCUCUAGCGACGGAACUCAGUCAAUCCGGGAUGAAACCUUGCCAAAUCAAGAAGGUCAUAAAUACGAUGAAAAGUCCAGAAGAAAAUGAUGUAACAUCCAAACAAUGUACUGACAUCUUAGCUGAGCAACGAAAACAGUACAAAGGUAAGGAGUUUUAUGGGCUCAUUAAACAUUUCCAAGAUAAAUUAUUAGAAGAUCGUAACCUUUAUUUUGUUGUGGAUUUGUCUAAUGAUGGGUCUCCAAGAAAUAUUUUCUGGGCUGACGGGAGAUCAAGAGACUCGUAUGUAAAAUUUGGGGAUGUUGUUGUGUUCGAUGUCACAUACAUGACCAACAAGUUUAAGAUGCCAUUUGCUUGA
This is a messenger RNA of Helianthus annuus (common sunflower), 915 nucleotides long. RefSeq names its product protein FAR1-RELATED SEQUENCE 5-like. NCBI's taxonomy places the organism in Eukaryota, Viridiplantae, Streptophyta, Magnoliopsida, Asterales, Asteraceae. The record is from RefSeq and is a predicted model, not a curated record. Bases 1 to 915 code for a protein of 304 amino acids. The transcript is spliced from 2 exons.